UGUUUUAGAGGAAGAAGGUUGUGGUAGGAAAUCUGCGGUUAUGUCAGGCCGGGGAAAGCAGGGAGGCAAAGUGCGGGCCAAGGCCAAGUCGCGGUCCUCGCGGGCCGGGCUGCAGUUUCCUGUAGGCCGGGUGCAUCGGUUGCUACGGAAAGGUAAUUAUGCCGAGCGGGUCGGAGCCGGAGCUCCGGUCUAUAUGGCGGCCGUGCUGGAGUACCUGACGGCCGAGAUCCUGGAGCUGGCGGGCAACGCGGCGCGGGACAACAAGAAGACGCGCAUCAUCCCCCGCCACCUGCAGCUGGCCAUCCGCAACGACGAGGAGCUCAACAAGCUACUGGGCAAAGUGACGAUCGCGCAGGGCGGCGUCCUGCCCAACAUCCAGGCCGUGCUGCUGCCCAAGAAGACCGAGAGCCACAAGGCCAAGAGCAAGUAAAAACGGUCUCUGAGAAACGAGAGGUCUAAACUGCGAAAAACACACCCCAAAGGCUCUUUUCAGAGCCACCCACAUGAUCAGAAAAGAGCUGUUCACUUUGUAAUAAUCACGUCCCCAAGCUCCCAAGAAAUACUUCACUUCCUGAUGCCUUUUGUAAUUGAAGUGGAGAAUGUUUAGUCCUGUGACUGACGGAACACUGUCGUCACUCAUCAUGUUGGGUAAUCCAGAAUCGCUGCAGGCAUACAGGAAGCCUUCAUGUAAAGUCAGUAUGUUCAUUGUGUCCCUUUCUGUGCCCUGUCCAUAGAAGACGAAUCUACGAGAAUGGUCCGCUUGAAAUCCUGAUUCUUGUCUGACUCAGGGGGAGAAGACAGCCAAAGGCAGAAACGGUAUACUUUAAAGCAAUUUGUUAUACCAGUGUAAAACUGAACUAUGAUAGGUACUAACAAACUUUCAGUUGUCAUCUUCGUAUGCCAGGUUAGUCCUCUCAUGGGAAGCAGUGAAUAAGCUCUGUCUCUGCUAGGCCGUGAGGAGUCAUAUAUCCCAUUUCCCCUUGUGGCCCUGCUUUCCUGUGCUUUCUAGGAUGUGCCUUGGUAUCCUCUGAGAAGUUAGCCCCAAGGUACUCAGAAGUCUCAGGCUGUCAUUCCUUUAGAUACUAGUCAGGCCAGAAGACCACUCCAACGGUUCUGAAGAUCUUCCAUGCCGUGCAAAGAUACAGCAUGGAUGCCUCCCACCUAGAGCUCCUCCAGGCACUGAAUGCUCAACGCCGUCAGGUCCUUAUAAUGUACUUGGACUCACGGCGACGAGUCCGUAAUCUCCUCAUGACUCUCACCAGCCUGAUCACCCAGCUGUGUGACUUGCUUUUCCAAAGCCAUGUAAGCGAGGCUGCAAUGUCUGAAGCUCUCACAAGGAGAACAUUCGAACUGUAUGGCAUGCUGUCAGCAGGUGACUGCGACCUGCCAGAAGAAGAUGAUAUUGAGGACACGAACAAGGAUGGCCUGCUUUGGGAACGUCUUCAGACUGUUGACCGUCGGUUCUGGGUACAGGAGAAAAGUGUAGACUGGUGGGAGAGAAUAGUGCUACAGACAUGGGGUGAUCAACAGUGGCGUGAAAACUUUAGGAUGACAAAGGCCACAUUCCUAGAGAUCUGUGCAGAGCUGACUCCAGAGCUAAGGAGGCAAACUACCAACAUGCGAGUCCCUUUGAGUGUUGAAAAGCGGGUGGCAAUUGCCAUUUGGAAACUGGCAACCCCCAACUGCCAAAGGUCUGUGGCCAACCAGUUUGGCGUGGGCAAAUCCACUGCUGGAUCAGCUAUUCGUGAGGUGUGCACAGCAAUCAGGAAGGUGCUUGCCCCACGUUUCCUUGGGCUCUUCAAUCCCCAGGAGGUCAUCAAUGGAUUUGCCCACAUGGGGUUCCCAAAUUGCAUUGGUGUGAUCAACAGCAUACACAUCCCCAUCCUUUGCCCUCCCCACCGUAGCUCAGAGUAUAUGAACAGAAAGGGCUUCUUUUCUAUUGGGCUGCAGGGCCUUGUGGAUCACUGUGGGAGAUUCACACACAUCACUGCUGGAUGGUCUGGCAAAAUGCAUGAUGCUAGGGUCUUCCGUAAUUCUAGCCUUGUCCCCCUGAUGAGGAGGGGAGAUUUUGCCGGGGAUGCUUCCAGCACAGAAAUCAAUGGAGUGACAAUCCCCCCACUGAUUAUUGGUAGCCCAGCUUACCCCCUCCUACCAUGGCUCAUGAAGCCAUUCAUAGGGUACCUGGACCCCCGGAAAGAACUUUUCAAUCAUCGGCUAAGCAACUGCUGGCUGAUGGUAGAACAUGCAUUUGGACGCCUCAGGGCCAGGUGGAGAGCCCUCAAUGUCCGUUUGGAUGCGUCUGAACGUUACCUUUCCAGCAUGGUGGUGGCCUGCUGCAUCCUACACAACAUCUGUGAGACGAGGGGUGAGACUCUGGGGGUUGGGUGGGUGAUGGAGGCUGAGAGACUUUCUCAGCGUUAUGAGCAGCCAGAGCCAGUACUUCUUGAAAACUACAGCCAACAGGGGACUCUUGUCAGGGAGGCAUUGGCAGACUACUUUGAGCAGGAAGAAGGGGCUCAGGAAUGAGGUAGGGCCAUCACUGUUCUAAUGCAUGUUGUAAGAGGGUAUGUUCAUUAAAACCUGCUGAAUAUAAAUGGCUGCUUUUAUUUAAUAAUUAAGCCCAUAAUAAACCAUUUAAAAUAGUGGGAAAGAACUAGGGGAAGAGGGAACUAUAAAGAUAGGAAACCAUUUAGAUUCAGUGGUGUAGCUGCCACUCACCCCAGGUCAUUUGCACGAGAACUCUGCAGCAGCAGGCCACAACGGGGUUUGAAAGAAUCGAAUAUGAUCUUCCAAAGGCUGCUGUCACCCCCCAGUACUUCUCCCAGUACUAUGGGAGGUGGCAUGUGUGUGACAAGGUUGUUGAGGGUGCAUAGGGAAUAUUGAGGGAAUUCCAGCAGCCAAGGAGAGGACAAAGUGCUGCCUCUCUGGACUCUGGCAGAUGAAGAGCCUGGGAAAUGUAGGCUUGCACCUUCCUCUCCCCCAGAUUCUUCCCGAGAAGCUCAGUGUCCCCUUUUGCCAGAGAAAUAGCAUCCCUCUCCUCCAGGAAUCCUUUAAGACCAAAGGCUACCAGUUCUUCCAGCCUGGAGGUUGGCCAUGCAGUAGUGCUCCAUCUUAGAGUGUCACUCCUCCCCCACACUGGCCCUCCUCUCAGGGGAUCCUUCUCUUUUUCCUCCACCCUAAGCCUUGCUUCAAACUAAGACUCUUCAGUAACCUUAGCUGCCAGACCUAAAGGGACAUAACCUGGCAGCCUGAGGCCCUGUUCUAGUCAUGGCCAAAGUGAAAGGGGGCUGCUGAGGCAGGGGG
Messenger RNA from Gavialis gangeticus (Gharial), 3303 nucleotides. Its product is annotated as histone H2A.J. Bases 41 to 430 code for a protein of 129 amino acids. The record is from RefSeq and is a predicted model, not a curated record. The transcript has 3 exons. Gene Ontology annotation, cellular component: nucleosome. Lineage: Eukaryota; Metazoa; Chordata; Crocodylia; Gavialidae. Gene Ontology annotation, molecular function: protein heterodimerization activity; structural constituent of chromatin; DNA binding.